Schistocerca gregaria is the source of this 1147-nucleotide messenger RNA. RefSeq lists its product as uncharacterized. The transcript is spliced from 2 exons. The record is from RefSeq and is a predicted model, not a curated record. Bases 83 to 1147 code for a protein of 354 amino acids. Gene Ontology annotation, cellular component: membrane. Gene Ontology annotation, biological process: sensory perception of taste. NCBI's taxonomy places the organism in Eukaryota, Metazoa, Arthropoda, Insecta, Orthoptera, Acrididae.
UAACACUCUUCCCUCAACAGCACAACUAGUCCUGUCACGAGGCUUGAAGGCUCUCCAUUGUGCGGAAGAAGAUCUCGAAACCAUGAACAGACGUGGCCUGUUACGAACUGCUGCUCCAUACCACGCCGUCUACAGAAUUAUCGGCCUCACCCCCUUUACAGUGGACGCUACAGAUUGCUGUCUGCGGCAAUCACCUUGCACUGUAGCGUACGCCGCGAUCGUUCUUGUCCUGUGUUUGGCUGCAUCAGUAAAUGUGGUACACUUCUUGACCAUCGGUCAAGAGCACAUUUCUGCCCUUAGGUUCCUGUGGCUAACAGGGACAGCAAUAGCAGCUUGUCUGAUGGCCGUUGUGCCUGUAGCUACAGAUCUCUUCGUUAAUACCAGCAGAUACCAGAGAAUACUCAGCCUGUUGUCUUACCGAGACACUGAAAUUUUGGAAUUAAAGCACUCGUCUAAUAAACGCGUGACAUUUGGCUGCAAACCUCUAUACGUAACUUCGUUUGUUCCCUUUCUGUGCAUUGUAGUGCGGAAUGUAUUGCAGAAAAGAGGUCUUUACAUUACAGCUUCUAUGUUUCUUAUGCAAGUUGUCAUGCUGGCUGCAGUCUCAAAGUACAUUAUUUUAGUCAUGCUGGUCACGAAUGACUUGCGAUGCCUGGAAGAGACCCUGAGGGCAGUGAAGCGGCCGCAUCCAGGCGCGGCUCACUUCCGCGCGCUGCGCAGAGUCUACAGGGCGGUGUGCGGCGCCUCCCACGAGGUGCUGGCAGCCCACCAGUGCUUCCUGGCGGUGUUCACGGGCACGCUGCUCGUCUCCACGUCGUGGCACACCGUCUGCUUCCUGCUGUGCUCAGGCCGCCAGCUGCAGCAGGUCGUGUUCGUCGUGUGGCACACAUCGCUGUUGCUCUCGGUGCUGGUGUCUUCACACGCGCUCUACGGGGCGCAGGCGUCGAUCGCCGCCACGGUGUGCAGGCGUCUGCAAGACGUCCGCACCGCCAGCCCGGAGGCAAAGGAGCUCCGCCACUUCCUCUUACUGGUACGGAGUCUCCGUCCGGCGCACCGCAUCUUCGGAGUGGUCCCUCUGGACCUAAGGCUGGUAGCCGCCUUCCUGUCAACGUACACAACAUACACAGCGAUUCUAAUGACUUUUUAA